AUGAACAAGGCAAUAUUGUGUGUGGCUGUGGCUCUGGCUUUGGGUGCCGUACUUGCUCCGGCGUCGGGGGCCGCGGUCACCUGCGAGAUGGUGCAGAACACCCUGAUGCCGUGCCUCAACUACGUGUUUUACGGUGGGGCUGCGGCCCCGCCCAACAACUGCUGCCAGGGCAUAAAGGGGCUUUACAAGCAGGCAAGCGCCACAGCCGACCGCCAGACUGUCUGCUACUGCCUCAAAUCGCUGGCCGGAAGAGCCCCACAGACCGUCAUUGCAAACGCCGCCGCCCUCCCCGGGAAAUGCGGCGUCCCCAUUCCUUACAAGAUCAGCCCCUCCACCGACUGCGCCAAGCUUGACAUAUAA
Molecule: messenger RNA, 360 nt
Organism: Striga asiatica
Lineage: Eukaryota; Viridiplantae; Streptophyta; Magnoliopsida; Lamiales; Orobanchaceae
Source: the annotation of a GenBank genome assembly